Molecule: messenger RNA, 414 nt
Organism: Alternaria ventricosa
Lineage: Eukaryota; Fungi; Ascomycota; Dothideomycetes; Pleosporales; Pleosporaceae
Exons: 3
Coding region: 1-414 (137 amino acids)
Source: RefSeq, a predicted model, not a curated record
AUGGUGGAAUAUGCCGUGCAGAAAGCACUGGCAAAAGAACGUGGUCUCCCGAGUGGCAGCACGUUCGAGCCCAAGACCCCAAUAUCUACAAGUAGUUCCAAGUCACCAAUCUCGCAACGAAAGCGACGCUUCAUCGUCGACUCGGAUGACGAGGAUAGCACAUCUUCAACGUCGUCCCCAUCAUCUAGCCAGAAACAUCACCAGAAAGAGCGAUCUAUCCGUUCCGUUAGUCGCGACACAAAGCGACGAAGAGACAGCUUUCUAUCUGACUCCGACGCUCCCGGCGAUCAACCGGUCAGAAAGGCGAAGAAGCCGCGACAAGACUUGGCGGCCGAGCUGGACGAUCUGGACAUCGAGAUGGAAGGAUGGAGCGCGGCUGAAGAAAAGCCUAGGAGACAGCGGUGUAGAAGAUAG